Molecule: messenger RNA, 3657 nt
Organism: Bradysia coprophila
Lineage: Eukaryota; Metazoa; Arthropoda; Insecta; Diptera; Sciaridae
Gene: spd-2
Product: centrosome assembly protein spindle defective 2
Source: RefSeq, a predicted model, not a curated record
GCCAUUUUUAAAUUCGUAAUUUUUGUAUUUCAAACGUCUUUCGAUCCGGUUGCCUUUGUUGAAGUUACUGGUGAAAUAUAAACUCAUAAAACCAACUAGAAAGACGUCGUUAACCUAUAAAGUAGUUUCGAUAGCACGAAAUCGUAAAAUCUAUUUCCAUUUUCAAUUAAGAAAGAAGUUUGUGGCUAUCGUCUGAAUCCGUUAUUUUGUACUUUUCAAUGUCGAAUCCAAAACAUUCCAGGGUCAACGUCGGUGACGAAGACCAUCAGGAUCUAGAUUUCUUGUCGACUGAAUUUGAGGAAGAAGCAGAAGAAGAUAUGAACGGCUACAAUGUUUCCAAACAACAUCGCCAAAUUUAUGAAAACGCAAUGCACGUCCUAGCACGAUCAGAACAUUGGAAUAAUCCAAAUUAUUCGCGACGAACGGCUUCCACUUCCAUCGUUUCUUCGUCAUCUGAUGAGCCGACUAUUGAUCUCAACAACGUCAACACUCAAUACAAAUUCAAUCCGUCGGAAAUAACUGGCAGAUCAACAGCGACAAAUGAUGCGAGCAUGUCUGUCGAGCAGAUCCUAUGUGAAAGUCAAUGUUCUGACGUACGGGCGAUGGCAGACGAGUUAAGAAGGUUUAAAAUUCGUGAGAGUCAAGGCGGUGAACAGCUAGCAUACACAGCUGAUGUUAGCUUGGCGUCGUCCAAAAGCUUCCGAUCUUCAAUGUCAAAACCAGAUGAUUGGGACUUGCACAACCAAAAUAGUAGUGGCAGUGGUAGUGAUAUAUUCAUACCAUCUGACCGUGUGAAAGCCUUCCUAGAAAGCGAAGAACAUGUGUGGGCUCAGGAAUAUGCAACUCUCCCACCAGAAUCGGAUGUUCCAACUGCGGGAAAUUCGAAGAAAGCACCAUUUGAAUUGACGGACUUUUCCAGAUCCCGUUUGGCAAGCGAGUCAGGAAAUGAGUCGAAUGCUUCGUUCGGGCAAUUCUUCAUAAAACGAUCGGAAAAUUUAUUGGAAAUGCUGCCGAACAUAAGUCCAACGAGAACUGGAAUGCCAAUGGCUCUCAUUGAUUCGGUGAACACAACUCAAGACACCAAUGUUGGCAACACGCAAAUCAUCUCUUCACCGUCAAAAAACCGCAUGUCUGCAAGGGACGGUGAAUCAUUCAUAGACCAGGCAGCUAUUCAAUCUUUCUUUCAAAAAUGCAACGAAUUCUCACCGGCAACUGUAACCAACAAUUUAAUGAAACUGAAGAAACCGAGAGGCACACCAGCCACGAUCACAUUGUCAACUACAAUGCCAAUGGAAUCACUGCCACUCAAGCCACUUCAAACAAAGCCUAAUGUGAAUGUGUUGAAGGUUGAAAGGUUCAGCGGAAAUGUAGCAGCGCUAAGAAACCAUUUGUCUAACAUACCGAUUCCCGUCCAAAGUGCAUUAUUGACACCGGGUGGUCACAUUAGAAGAAAAGAUUUCAACAAAGAGAACGAGAACAGCCUUCGUCACGACGAAAUCAAUUUCGAUAAACAUUUAUUGUCGGACACAUUGAGCAUGUCAGGAAUUCUGAGUUCUAGUAAAGUGCAGGGAAACUCGACGAAAACUAGUCUCGAGGAAGAAGGUGCCAAUUCCGUUCCAGUUGUAUUGAAUGAUGUUGUCAACCAGACAAUCGACGCGAAAAACAAUGACACACACAAUACAACCGCUGAUGUUACACCAACCAACUCACCACUAAGAAAUCGCAAGCGAAGUCGAAGUAAUGAAAGAGCAAUGCUAGCCAAUGCUACGCCUCCGCGCACCCUAAAUGCUUUAGACGUUUAUUACAACAGCAAACAUCGGCUGACUCCGUCACCCCGGACUCAAUCGAACAGCUCAACACCCGAUACUCCAAGGUCCAGAGCGAACUUGAACGUUUUAUUUAGUCGCACUCAGGAGACACCAUCGCCGAACAGAAGUGGAAACUCGACUCCAGUUGGAAAUUCACAGCAUUCCAACGGGCUAUACUCAACUCAUUCGACCAAUUUUUUGGGUCCAUCCGUUUCCAACAUGAGAAAUCUUGACCAUCACUUGCGGUCGCCGAAACUGUUAGCCCAAUCGAAUUCUCAAUUCAGCAGCGUCAGUGAUCUACGGGAAUUUGCAAUUAAAUCGUCGCAAAGCGUAAUUUCGUGGCCGAGCCAAAAGUUACGCACACCAUCCGUGAAACAGUUUACGAUCAAAAACAUCGGUGGCAAGAAAUUAACGAUGAAGAUCGAGGUGGUUGGUCCGGGCUUCCAGCUAAGCCCAUCGGAACCGUUCCAAUUGAUUGCACUCCAAGCACAGGAAUGUCGUACGAUAUCUGUUACAUUUUGUCCAAUCGCUCUCGGAGCUGCGGUCGGAAAGCUGAAUUUUUGUCACGCAAAGGAUACGGCUGACAAAACCGUUCGGAAAAUAAUUCCGCUUUACGGCUAUGGUGGACACACUGUGGUCGAAGUUCAAGACGUAUGUCAAGGCGUUGUUGGCAACCCAUUUUUACAGUUGGGUACUGUCGGAGAUUUACUAAACCUACAGAUGCAUGGCGCAUUUUCCAUUUAUAAUAAAGGACCGCUUAGUGGAGUAGCGAUUAUUCGGGUAAAAUCCGAUUUGAAGAAGCCCAGUGGAUCAUCACAUUAUGCAGCUCUGACACUAACUCCAGCCAAAUGCGUCAUUGGUCCUGAUUCGUACAUCCGUAUCGAUAUUGCGUAUCGUCCGCGAAAAAACGACGUUCGAAAAUUGCUGCGACAGGAGGGUAAUGUCUUGGCUGUUGCCACUCUGGAAGUUUUUAUGGCAGAUGAGCCGUCACGUCAACGCAUCUUGGGUCUGAUCAAUAAAUUUGCCAACAAUUCGUCGGACAUCUACCUGUUGGACGAACUAUUUAGAGGCAUCACCACGGAUGUUGUUGAGAAUUUCGCAGAAUUUCAAGAAACCGAGGAUAUGAUAGCUGAGCUCUUCAAUAAAAUGAAAACAACGGAAAUCGUUCUGACUGUAAAACGCAGCACAAUGGAUCAAACUAUCGAAUCGGAACAUGACUUCUUUAUGUCCGAUACCAACGAGUCCAUGUUUUUCCACACUCUGGUUUCGGAUGACGCACUAGCUGGACCAUCAAUUCCAGCUACUAUCACCUCAGUGAAGACCGUAGCCUCGUCGCUUAUCCCGUCGUCAUCGAGCACUUUACAUCAUCCCGUGCAGCGAUCGGAACGGAAUCAGACAUACAACUGGUACCUCAACAAGACGGAGAUUCGAAUUAAUCUGAACAAUUUUAACGAUGCGAGAAGUCAAAUCGAAAUUGUCAGCAAGUCUCGAAGUCAGCAAAUGUUCGAAAUUGAUUCCAACUGUCCGCACGUGUUCACAAUAGAACCGGACUGCGGUGUGAUAAGUCCAGGAUCAACAGCAACGGUCACUGUUUCUCUGAAGAAUGCGAAUUUGAAUAGUGAUGGAAUGUUCAUCCGAAUUCGUGUCGACAAGAAACAGGAUGCUAUUGUUCCGGUGAUCCUCGACAGGUAACCGGUUGGUUUGUGAUUGAUUCCGCGAUGUGUGUCUUUGAUUAAUAUUUUCAUUUUUAUUUUUUUAUUUUGGCCAAGGGCACUUAAAUUGACAAACGUUUUUUUGAACUGUUUUUGUAGCUUAAAAAGAAUAAUAAAAAAAAUGUUCACGAUAUAGC